CAAAAGGGAACCUAGUAGGGUUACAGAUAUUAAUUUACCAGAGUAAAAACAUUUUUCUGGCUUCAUGCUUCUAAAGUUAGGUCAGGUUAUUCACAGCAAACAUAUAACUAGCCACUUAAUAGUUUAAAAGUUUAAUACAAGUUUGUCUAACUGUGUACCUUAUUCACAAUCUGGAGACUAUUUGAGUUGACAGGAGUGAACCAGAAAGGCAAAGAAGCCUCUUAAUCAUUGGUUUUCAAAACUUAAUCUGUAUACGUAAGGCCCAAGUAAAUCUUUGUAUAGUCUGUAUUGUCAUAUUUCUCUUAAAUGCAAAAAACACAAAAAUUACUGACUUUAUCCUAUUGCACUGGCUACUAUUGUAAAUACUAGUUCCAAUGUGAUCAUUUUGUAUCCACACUGGAUUAUAUAAUCUGUGUAUCAUCAUUUGUUGUCAUUUUCAAUACAGAAAUGAUAAUCACUUGUUUUUUGUAUUUUCGAUCUUUCGAUCUGAUUUAUUGUGUCCAAUUUUUGUGACCAGGAAGUUGCUGAAUUUAUGUGUGUGUGUGUCUUGAUAACUUUUGCCUGCCUUUGCAGCACAUAAAGCUGUGCAAUGGCGCUCCCUGGUUUGAUGUAACGAAAAUGAGCUUGAACAUGAAUAUGUUUUUUUGCAAAGUAUUUUUAAACAUGUCAAGUUACAGGUCUUCGGUUCUGUUUAGAGAGAAACUCUUACACGAAACAGGAAGCUGCUGCCAGGGAUACAGUAAGUUAGAAUGUGGGCAAUCCCGUUUUACGUUUGUUUACAUUUUUGGAAAAUAAAGUUCACAAAAUUAAGUAAUAACUAAUAAUUUUUGUGUACCAAUGAAGAUUUUGAUACUGAAGAAAUCUUGAAAAAUGGAUGAUUCUCAGGCAACUUCUGAAGCUUCCAAUUCCUGUCCCAUAGCCUAUACAAUUUAGACUGAGUCACUAUCGCAGAUGGAGCUGCCACCUCGUCCAACACUGUUUGACUUCCAUGGAGUCUCCAUGGUUAAAUACUUCACUGACAACUGGGACAGCGUACAGAACUUCAAAGCCAGACCAGAUGAUAUUCUUAUAGCUACUUACCCUAAAGCAGGAACAACAUGGGUCUCUUACAUCCUGGAUCUUCUGUAUUUUGGCCAGACAUCUCCAGAGCGCCAGGCGUCCAUUCCUAUUCAUGAAAGAGUGCCGUUUCUGGAGAUCAGCACACCUUCUCGACCCUCAGGUAAAGACUUGGCAGACCAGCUUCCCACCACUCCUCGUCUCAUUAAAACUCAUCUACCAGUCCAGUUUGUGCCCAAGUCCUUCUGGGAGCAGAACAGCAGGAUAGUUUAUGUGGCUCGUAAUGCAAAGGACAGUGUAGUGUCUUACUUCCACUUUGGCCGCAUGAACAGUAUCCAUCCAGAACCAGGUGACUGGAGCACGUUUCUAAAGGAUUUCAUGGAGGGAAAGAUGGUGUUUGGGUCGUGGUAUGACCAUGUGAAUGGCUGGUGGGAGAAGAAACAGACGUAUUCAAACGUUCACUAUAUGUUCUAUGAAGACCUGAUUGAGGACUGUGGACGAGAGAUAGACCGUCUCUGUUCCUUCCUUGGUUUGUCUCCUUCAGCUGAGGAGACGGAAAGAGUCACAAACGGAGUGACGUUUGACAACAUGAAAGCAAACAAAAUGACAAACUAUUCCACUUCCCAAGUUAUGAAUCAAAAGGUGUCUCCUUUCAUGAGAAAAGGGAAAGUUGGUGACUGGAAGAACCAUUUCACUGUGGCCCAGGAUGAACAGUUUGAGGAGGACUACAAGCAGAAGAUGAAGAAUCCUACACUGAAGUUUCGUACUGAAGUUUAAGUGUUCAGAUCCUUUACUUAAGUAAAAGUAGUUAUACCUCACUGUAAAAAUACUCAGUUACAAGUAAAAGUACUGAAAAUGUUACAUUAUAAAAGUAUGUAAGUAUAAUCAGGAAAAUGUACUUAAAGUAUUAAAAGCAAAAUGCCCCCAGGACUGACACUAUUAUAAAUCAUUAGAUUAUUAUUAUUCAAGCAUUAAUGUAAAAGCAAUUAUUGACCUUUUUCAUUGAAAAAAGUUAUUAAUUGCAGUGUGAUGCAAAAAAAAAAUCUGCUGAUAAUUUUCUCCAUUAAUUG
Molecule: messenger RNA, 2126 nt
Organism: Micropterus salmoides (largemouth bass)
Lineage: Eukaryota; Metazoa; Chordata; Actinopteri; Centrarchiformes; Centrarchidae
Product: cytosolic sulfotransferase 3-like
Exons: 8
Coding region: 952-1833 (293 amino acids)
Biological process (GO): sulfation
Cellular component (GO): cytoplasm
Molecular function (GO): sulfotransferase activity
Source: RefSeq, a predicted model, not a curated record